Molecule: messenger RNA, 5025 nt
Organism: Anguilla anguilla (European eel)
Lineage: Eukaryota; Metazoa; Chordata; Actinopteri; Anguilliformes; Anguillidae
Gene: kcnt2b
Product: potassium channel subfamily T member 2
Exons: 31
Coding region: 344-4135 (1263 amino acids)
Biological process (GO): potassium ion transport
Cellular component (GO): membrane
Molecular function (GO): intracellular sodium-activated potassium channel activity
Source: RefSeq, a predicted model, not a curated record
ACAUCGUGAAACCUGCCCGGGCUCGUGCACCUCCGUUGAGGCCGGAGGUCAGCUACGGGUUGCUCAAUUACGCGUCUGAAACUAAGCCAAGUGCCAGAAAAUCGAGGGAUGGAUUCAGCCCCUUCCCAAAGGAGCCCCCGUCCACGAUGCAUCCCUCCGACGACAAACGUUCAACAAGAGACAUUAGACAUUACAUGUCUAAAUUAUGCAUAAUUUCCUGGCAAAGGCAAAAUACAUACAAAAGCUCAAUGCCAUUAAAUACAACGAAAGAGAAGUAUUAAAAAAAAAAAAACAAUUUCACGGUGGUGGGAAUCGUUGUUUAUUAUCAUUUUGAUAAAAAUAAAUGUCAUGUUCAUAUGUCAUGUCGCGUGUUGGACAUGAUCUAUGGGGAUUUGCUGUGCAAAGCAUCCUAACUGCAGCGGAGGACGCGGUCAUGGUGGAGCUGGAGAAGGAUGUUCUGCCACUACCGCCGCGGUACCGGUUCCGAGACUUGUUGCUUGGAGACUGGCAAUCAGAUGACAGGGUGCAGGUAGAGUUCUAUGUGAAUGAAAACACAUUCAAGGAGCGCCUGAAGUUGUUCUUCAUCAAAAACCAAAGAUCCAGUCUGAGGGUACGGCUGUUUAACUUCUCCCUGAAGGUGCUGAGCUGCCUGCUGUACAUCAUCAGAGUGCUACUGGAUGACCCGCGAGAAGGGAGAGGGGGCUGCUGGGGCUGUCCUAAGCGGAACUCGUCUGAACAGCCUUGGGGUCAGUUCGACUGGUCCCUCAUCAUUUGGGUGGACAGACCUCUCCCUCUAUGGGCUCUUCAGGUUCUUGUGGCUUUCAUUAGCUUUUCAGAGACCAUGUUGCUGGUGUACCUCAGCUAUAAGGGAAACAUAUGGGAACAAGUGCUGCGAAUUCCUUUCAUUCUGGAGAUGAUCAGUGCUGUUCCAUUUGUAAUUACCGUGAUUUUGCCCUCCCUCAGAAAUCUGUUCAUCCCUGUGUUUCUCAACUGCUGGCUGGCCAAACAUGCCCUGGAGAACAUGAUCAAUGACCUGCACCGGGCCAUCCAGCGGACACACUCUGCCAUGUUCAACCAGGUCCUCAUCCUCAUCUGCACGCUCGUCUGCCUCAUGUUCACCUGUAUCUGUGGUAUUCAGCACCUCGAGCGAGCGGGGAAUAACCUGACCCUGUUCGACUCGCUGUACUUCUGCGUGGUCACCUUCUCCACCGUGGGCUUCGGCGACGUGACCCCCCAGAUCUGGCCGUCGCAGCUGCUGGUGGUCAUCAUGAUCUGUGUGGCACUCAUUGUGCUUCCCAUCCAGUUUGAGCAGUUGGCCUUCUUGUGGAUGGAGAGACAGAAGUCCGGGGGAAACUACAGCCGAUACCGGGCCCAGACAGAGAAGCACGUGGUUCUGUGCGUGAGCUGUCUGAAGAUCGAUCUGCUCAUGGACUUUCUCAAUGAGUUCUACGCCCACCCCAGGUUGCAGGAUUACUACGUGGUGAUCCUGUGUCCGGCAGAGAUGGAUGUGCAGGUACGCCGGGUCCUGCACAUUCCACUGUGGGCCCAGAGGGUUAUCUACCUGCAAGGCUCCGCCCUCAAAGACCAGGACCUCAUGAGGGCCAAGAUGGACGAUGCGGAGGCCUGCUUCAUCCUCAGCAACCGCUUUGAAGUGGACCGCAUCGCCGCCGACCACCAGACCAUACUCAGGGCCUGGGCGGUGAAGGACUUCGCCCCAAACUGCCCCCUGUACGUCCAGAUCCUCAAGCCGGAGAGCAAGUUUCACGUCAAAUUCGCAGACCAUGUGGUGUGUGAGGAGGAGUUCAAGUAUGCCAUGCUGGCCCUGAACUGUGUGUGUCCCGCCACCUCCACCCUCAUCACCCUGCUGAUACACACCUCCAGAGGACAAACAGCGCCCCCAGAUGCUUUCAGACAACGCACAGGAGCCUUCCAGACCCUGACCAGGGAGGCCGGAGCCAGCUCAGCUGACCAAUGGCAGCGCACCUACAGACGCUGCUCAGCCAAUGAAGUGCAUCACAUCCGUCUGGAAGAGAGCAAGUUUUUCGGGGAGUACCAGGGCAAGAGCUUUACCUUUGCCUCUUUCCACGCCCACAAGAAGUACGGGGUGUGUCUGAUCGGGGUGCGCAGGGUGGACACAGCCAACAUCCUGCUGAACCCGGGGCCCUGUCACAUCAUGGGCGGCUCGGACACCUGCUUCUACAUCAACAUCUCCAAGGAGGAGAACUCCGCCUUCGUCAGGGGCCACCACGAGUCCCUGCGGGGCCCCGGGAGGGGGGGCGGGGGCAGCAUGCCCCAAACCAUCUACCACGGCCUGACCCGCCUGCCCGUACACAGCAUCAUCGCCAGCAUGGGAACUGUUGCCAUGGAUCUGCAGGACUCCAAUGACAGUAGCCCAGACAGCUCAGGGGGCGGGGCCGGGAACGCAGGGGGGGUGGAGAACGGGGGCGGGGCCGAGGGAAGGGGCGGGAACACCCUGGCACUUCCUGUGGUGACGGACGCGGUCAAGGAGAGGAGGCACAGCAUCGCGCCGGUCCUGGAGCUGGUGGACGGCGUCAACAGCCCGACCUUUGACCUGCUGGGCGACCAAUCGGAGGACGAGGGGGGUGAAGAGGGCGAAGAGGGCGGGGACUCGGGCGACACGGAUCACUGGUGGGGAGGGCACUCCGAGUGGGUGAAGGGUUAUCCCCUGAACUCUCCCUACAUCGGCAGCUCCCCCACCCUGUGCCACCUGCUGCAGGAGAAGAUGCCCUUCUGCUGUGUGCGCCUGGACAAGGCUUGUCACCAUGUGCCCUGUGAGGACGCGCGCUCCUACGGCUUCAAGAACAAGCUGAUCAUCGUGUCAGCGGAGAGCGCGGGGAACGGCCUGUACAACUUCAUCGUCCCGCUGCGGGCCUACUACCGCCCCCGCAAGGAGCUCAACCCCAUCGUCCUGCUGCUGGAGAACCCGCCAGAGGCCCACUUCCUGGAAGCGAUAUGCUGGUUCCCCAUGGUCUUCUACACCGUGGGCUCCAUCGACAAUUUAGACAGUUUGCUCCGCUGCGGGGUGACGUUUGCAGACACCAUGGUCGUGGUGGAUAAGGAGAGCUCCAUGAUCGCUGAGGAGGACUACAUGGCGGACGCUAAGACCAUCGUCAACGUGCAGACCCUGUACAGGCUGUUUCCAGCCCUCAGCAUUAUCACGGAGCUCACGCACCCCGCCAACAUGCGCUUCAUGCAGUUCAAGGUGAAGGACCACUACUCCCUGGCCCUGUCCAAACUAGAGAAGAAGGAGAGGGAGAAGGGCUCAAAUCUGGUCUUCAUGUUCAGGCUGCCCUUCGCCGCAGGCAAGGUUUUCAGCGUCAGCAUGCUGGACACCCUGCUGUACCAGUCCUUUGUCAAGGACUACAUGAUCUCCAUCACCAGGCUGCUACUGGGGCUGGACUCCACGCCAGGCUCGGGGUUCCUCUGUACGAUGAAGAUCACAGAGGAGGAUCUGUGGAUCAGGACUUACGGCCGUCUCUACCAGAAGCUCUGCUCCUCAACCGGAGACAUUCCCAUCGGCAUCUACCGCACCGAAUCCCGCACACUUCCUGUGUCAGAGUCCCAGGUGUCCAUCAACGUGGAGGAGUACGAGGACACCCGCGAGCCCAGGGAGCCCCUCCUCUUUCGGGCGGGGCCUCACCGUAACUCCACCUCCUCCGAGCCGCCCUCCUCCUCCUCCUACUCCUACUCCUCCUCCUCCUCGGACCACCCGCUCCUGCGGCGCAAGAGCAUGCAGUGGGCGCGGCGGCUGAGCCGCAAGGGCGGGCGGGGCUCGGGCGGGGCCAAGGGGGCGGGCAGCGCGGCGGAGAGGAUCAGCCAGCAGCGGCUGACGCUGUUCCGUCGGUCCGAGAGGCAGGAGCUCAACGCCCUGGUGCGCACGCGCAUGAAACACCUCGGACUCUCGCCCUCCGCAUACAUUGUUGUUCCUGUGUCAGAUGGGGUGACAGACCAGGGCAACACGCUGUCCUAUAUCCUCAUCAACCCCUCACCCGACACCCGACUGGAGCUCCACGAUGUUGUGUACCUAGUUCGGCCCGACCCAUUGUCCCUCGUGUCCGGCACUGGGGUCAGCCAAAAGUCCAGCGGGGGGCUGCGGUACGACACCCACCUGUGAGCUAAACUGCGAGACACUGCAAACGACAACAAACGAAGGGGAGAGCAAGGAGAAGAGCAGAGGAAACGGCUGUUAGAGAGAGAGAGAAUGAGAGAGAAAGAGAGAAUGAGAGAGUGAGAGAAAGAGAGACAGGGAGAAUGAGCGAGUGAGAGAAAGAGAGGAAAGAGAGGGAUGAGUAAUGUCAGGAGCAAAGAUGACCAAGGAGGAGGAGGAGAGGGUAUAACCUCCAAUUUUAUUCUGCACAAAAAAAAUGGUGCAUCCAUUCUUUCCCAAAGUUUCAGAGGCAUGGAGGUGUGUGCUAUAUUUUGCAAAGAUUUUGUUGAGUUAUGUUUGUGUGUGUGUGUGUGUGUGUGCGUGCGUGUAUGCCUGCUGGUGCAUGCAUGCAUCUGUGUGUGAGUGUGCAUGACUGGGUGUGUGUGUAUGUGUGCGUGUGUGUGUUUGUGUGCAUGCGUGAAUGCGCGCAUGCGACGUGCAUGCAUUAAAAGCUAACCACUGCCAUGACGAUUCAAACUGCCAAACGAACACUUUGCCAAAUGAACACAGGAGGAGACAGAUUCAUAUUUUGUUUGUGAGCGCUGGGUCAAAGACGCGAAACCAGACGAGCGGUCCGAACCGGAGGUCUGUGAGCAGAGGUCCGUGAGCGGCGCCUGUCCGUGACUGCAGCUGUUUGAGAGGAACGCUCUCUGACAGGAAGUGAUAAGGAGGGAGGGACAGCGGAGAGAGGGAGGCGAGCUCGGGGAAGGCGCGACCCGCGCCUGUGAAUCUGAACAUUUUCACCGGAAAUAACUGCUCUUCUUCUGCUCAUGUCCGUCUACACUGUACAAUCACUGGAAAUAAAUGCGGUUGUGGAAAAAGGUGAACAUAUGUAUAUAUUAAAAAAAUUAAGUAAA